AUGAACGCAGCCACCAAAGCCCGAAGAAGCCCCUUUAGCGAGAGCAGAGAGAAGGCUACAAAGCCACUGGUGAGCAUCUUGGAGCCUGAAGCCGCCGGCUGCCAGCCCUGUCCCCAGGGUGGGCGGGCCCUGAAACAGCUCAGGGCUCAGGCAGCCCAGGCCCUGCUGGGAAGCCUCAUCGGGGUGUCGCUGAGUGUCAAGGCCCCCACUCCACCCCUGUGGUUUAUCUGUUUCAGAAAGAUCCUGUACAAUCAGGGACAAAAAGUUCAGAACCAGAGACCUGCUUGCUGUUUGCUAAAAGGUCAGAAUAGCAAGUCGUGGAGGGCAGCCGAGGUGAACUCCCGGGCCAGGUGGCAGGCCAGGACAGCAUCUGCAGGGGACAAAUUCUCUCCCAGAACGACCCUGAGGACUGUGAGUGUUGCUGUGUGCGUCUGUGCUGUGUCCCCUUUCAUUGCUGAGCGGUGUUCCUUUGUUUGGAUACCCCACUGUCUGCUUCUUCACUCAUCAGGAUAUCUCAGCCCUUCCAAGCACCGCGCCCCUGGCUCUCAGAUGCUCAGAAUCGCCACUGCUGUCCUUGCUUGGUGUCGGCCCAUCUCUGCACUCUUCCUUUCCCAGUUGCCGGCACACUCUCCAGUGUUCUCACGGCCCCUCUCGUUCUAGGAGGGGGCCUUCCAACUCAGGACUCAUCUGGAUCAGGUGAGAAAAACUCCACAGCAACAACGGGAUUCAGAGGUGGGCUAGCUGGGUCCCGCCUCUCCUCAGGACCCAAGAAGUAUAGGAGUGCGUAAUAAUCCCACCGGACAGCGCUCAGCACCACGUGAUGUUUAAAUGCCUCAUUCUAACCUGUGCCAGAAAAAGGAAUUAGGCUGCAAGUGACCCCGCGCCCAGGGCAGCCGCUAAACCAUUCAGCUUCCCUCCUUCUUCCCCCACUGCCCCUGGCCUGGAUACUGGUACCAGCCUCCCCCUGGGCUCCUGGGCUCCAGUCUCAUCCCUCUCCAGUCUGUCUUUGGCACAUCUGUGACCAUAUCUCACCAUUUAUAACAACCCCUUUAUGGAGCCAGUCUGAGUCCUCAGCCAUUGAAUGAGUCUGAGUCCUCAGCCUGGCAUUCAAGGUCCUUGAUGGUCUGACCCCAACUAGACAUCCCAGCUUCAUCUCCCACCAGCACCGCCCAUGCGCCCUCCGACCCAGAGACACCUAUCUCCAAACACACCCGGCCUUUCACACUUUGGGCCUCUGUGCUGCUGUUUCAUCCCCUCCCUUGGGCCAUUCAUCCCAUUAAUGACUCAUUCCACACUGACUACUAAUCCACUGUGAGAGGCCCUGGAUACUCUGAGAUGGAAGAACACAGAUCUGUUCGCUGCUCUAAUGACCCCUCCAGUCUGGGCUGGGGGAUAGAAGUGACU
Molecule: messenger RNA, 1404 nt
Organism: Cercocebus atys (sooty mangabey)
Lineage: Eukaryota; Metazoa; Chordata; Mammalia; Primates; Cercopithecidae
Exons: 6
Coding region: 1-660 (219 amino acids)
Source: RefSeq, a predicted model, not a curated record